Paramecium tetraurelia is the source of this 1656-nucleotide messenger RNA. RefSeq lists its product as uncharacterized. Lineage: Eukaryota; Ciliophora; Oligohymenophorea; Peniculida; Parameciidae. The record is from RefSeq and is a predicted model, not a curated record. The transcript has a single exon.
AUGCAAUAAUAGUAAAAUUAAAGCUAGUAGGCUUCUAAAAUAUAUAAAAAAGCUUGUCCUAAUAAUAAUAGUUAAACAGAGCAAAAGUAAUUCUCUCCUCGAACAACUGAGUCGACAAAUAGAAAAAUCAAUCACAUUUAUGAAGAUGAAUUCCGUUAAAGGGUUGAUAACAUAUUGCAUGAGAAUCAUUAAUAAUUAAACUUAGGGAAUUAGCUAUUAAAAUAAUUAGAAGAUAUAAAAUAAUAGCAAGUUGAUAAAAAUGAAGAAAUCUUAAGAGCAAUAAAGUUUUAUAAGAAUUUUCACACUCAUUCUCCUCAAAGACAUUCAUCUACAGAAUAGAGAAGUAUCUCUCCAAAGUCAAAAAAUCCAAAUGUUCAAUAGUGGUAAAAAGGAUUUUAGAAUCCAGAUGUUAAGGAUGUUUUUGAUAAAUUGAGUCAAUAUAAGUUUGUUGAAUUAAACUAUUUUCUAGAAGAAUUACAUGAGUCUGAUAAAUAAGCACCUUCACUUGCUUACAAAAAAAUACAUAAUAAAGAUUUGAGUUCACUUCCAGAAUAGAUUAAAUAUUUCAGUCCUAGUUAUUUAAAGUCAAUUUUGGAUUAUUCUAAAUCAUAAGCCAAUUCUAUAAAAUAACAUAUAUAACAAGUAAUUGAUAGCAGUAUUGAUAAAAUUCAUAUUAAAAAACCAUCUUUAAAAUAAUCAAGUAAAUAUGCUGAUAUAAAUUGGCAACAAAUAGAAUAGAAUUUUAAGGAUUAGACUUCAUUGAUCAACGAAUUAUAGCAUGAAGUAUCUCUCCUGUAAAAUUAAAUAACAACUUUAUAACAGGAUUUUGGAUAAAUCUAAUCAUAGCAAUAAACAAAUAUUGAAUAGACUGAAGAAAAAAUUAGUAAAUUAUCCAAUGAAAUUUUUUAAUUAUCAGAAAAUACAAAUAGUAUCACUUAUUAAAGAGAAUUCACUAAGAAAUCAUCCACAAUUUCUAGAUAAUCCAUUAGUAACUUAUCAGAAACAUAAAUAAAAAGAACAAAAAAAUAAAAAUAGACAGAUUUAGUUGAAAAACAUGCAAUGCUUAGUUAUUUUAGAGCUGAAUUUGUAACUAAUUUUGAUGAAAUUAAUCAAAAGUUUCAAUAAAUGUUAGAUGAAAAUAAAAAAGCAUUUGAAGACAGAAUUAAUAGUUUAAGUCAAGAAUUCAAAAAUUUAACUGAAGCUAUUAAUUACACAUAAAUUUUAUAAAACAUUUCUAGCUCAGUUGAACCAAGUAAUAAUUAAGAGAUUAUCUAAAAGAGUUGUACAGAAAGAGCUUAAGAAAUUAUAGAUAAUGACAGCCUUACUAAUGUCAAGUCUUAACAAGAAUCACAAAAUUAAAAUCAGGAAAAAGUGUAAAUAUAAGACUAAUCAAUAACAUAAGAAAUUGAUACACUAAAGAUCCAAAAUGAUGUUUUAAUUAAAUAAUCUAAUUCAAUGUAAGAAGAUAUACAAAGAUUAAAUAGAUGGAUUAAAGAGUUAUAAAAUUUUAAUUCACUAUAUCAAACUAAAUUUGAAUAAAGACUCUCUUAAGUACAAAGCGAUCAUGAGCUUAUCUAAUAAGAGUAAGAGUCAAUGUAAAAUCAUCAUGACAACGUAUAAAAAUUCAAUGAGAAUAGAUGCAAUUCAGAAUUCUGA